AUGAUGUCUCAAAUGUUGAUGAGAAUUGUUGUUCCUAUAUCACUUGUUUUAUUGCUAGCAGAUGUAUCUGAAGCAAUAACCUGGCCCGGUGGAGUGAACGCAGUGGUCACCAAUGCUUUAUCUAAUAACAAAAUUUUAGGCCUUCAUUGCUAUGAAAGGUUAGGUCAAGAUUUAGGCGAGAAACAACUCCCACCUGGCGGGGAGUUCAAAACUUAUUUUAUCCCAAGACUUAUUUUUAAUUCGAGCAAGUAUUCUUGUAGUGUUAUUUGGGCUGGUUCCAACCUCCAAUGGUUUGAUCUGUGGUCUAAAGGAAGGGAUUGGGGGGAAGGCCCAAAUAUCAAAUGGAACGUAACAGAUAAAGAAGCUUGUAGGUUUGAAAAUCGUACAGGAAAGUAUUCUCUUUGUGUUCCCUACAAUCAAGGAAAUAAUGUACCUUAA
This is a messenger RNA of Vicia faba (fava bean), 438 nucleotides long. NCBI's taxonomy places the organism in Eukaryota, Viridiplantae, Streptophyta, Magnoliopsida, Fabales, Fabaceae. The record is from the annotation of a GenBank genome assembly.